Dendronephthya gigantea is the source of this 5381-nucleotide messenger RNA. RefSeq lists its product as uncharacterized. Lineage: Eukaryota; Metazoa; Cnidaria; Anthozoa; Malacalcyonacea; Nephtheidae. The transcript is spliced from 16 exons. The record is from RefSeq and is a predicted model, not a curated record. The coding region runs from base 297 to 3527 and encodes 1076 amino acids.
GUAUUGAAUUACCCCAGCUGUCGAGAUAUAUGAAAAUCCAAACAGUUUAUUGCCAUUUACAACUUGUAUAACGCUGAUGUCUGGUAAAGAAUUGGGUGGAAAAUUUCAUCGAAAAUUUUCAGUUAUUUUGUCGUAGGAACGGAAUAUAUUACGAACGUCUGCAUAGGAAUAUUUGUUUUUUCCGCAGUUACGCACAAAUGUGAAUAACAAGUGUUUAGCAAUCCUAUGAGUAACAGCUUAAUUUGGAUCGAUGAUGCUUGAAGGUUGAUAUAUGUGGAUUUGGUACCAAAGUAAAUAUGGCACAAGAAAUGUUAGAAUCUUUGAGCGAAGCCGAAAGGGCACAAGUUGCUGAUCAAAUUUUACCGGGCAUUUAUGUAUUUUUGGAUAAAUUACUGGUGAAAGAACAUAUUUCAGAGGAAUUGGAAUCGUUAAGGCAAAGCUAUGUUGCAAUUUUACAAUGUUCUUACACGGAAUCUCCGCAAAUCGUGCGAAAGAACGUCGACCAACUCGCCGAGUCCUUCGAUUUGAAAUAUGAAGCAAGCGAUAAAUCUGGCAGGUUUGGACGCAUUCGCGAAAAGAGGUUAAUAAACAUUAGACAGUUUCAUUUCAAACAAAAUCAACGGAAACAGGAACGUCGAAACAAGAUGGAUGAUAACAGGUUGGCGGUGCAUACCGACGACGAAAGCCGACUCAUUCCGAAGUCGAGCAAAAAGACAAGAGCGACCACGGAUAGCGAAGACUCGGGACAGGUUAAUUUAGGCACGGACGACGAAAAUCGAAACCUGACGGGCACCGACGAUGAACGACGAGUCAGUACGGGCGGGGAGAGUUUUGUGGAACUUUCAAAUAGUGACCUCACCGGCCAAAAAUAUUCAAAAGUAACGAACUCGAAUAUAAACCAAGGCAACCUGUAUUGUAAAGAAAUUGAUGGUCUAAGACAGAGAUGGAUUGUUCUGGAUGGGAGCGUUUUAAAAUGUUACAAAAAACAAAAUCAGAAUCUACUUUUUGAGGUAAACUUUUCCGAUGGUGGAUAUUCAGCCAUUCGAGGACGCAUUGGCAAAAUGUUUGCGAUUAGACUCUCGGGGACAAAAGCAUCGAGUAGUCAUCUGUUCGCGUCGCCCAAAGUGGAGACUAUCGCCUCCUGGAUGAUCGCAUUUAGUGGAGCUGGUGUUCGCCUCCAGGACGAAAUAUUACGCGAGGUCUCAAUGAACCAUCAGAACAACAAUAAGGUGAAAUGGUCAUUGGACGAUCGAAAUUUCUCAGGAAAAGACGAAUUUCGACGGAGUGAACUCCUGGAAGCCUUAGAAUUCAUAGAACGCAGUCGCAGUCCGUGCAUUCUCCCGAAACGCAGCUCGUAUAGUUUUAAAGAACUGGACGUUCUUAAGAAACUCAAGUCUUCUCUCGCGGCGAAAAAAGCCGAGUGCAAACUCAAUCGAAGGAAGACGUGGAGCGCCGGAACGUUUCCGAUCGCGAAUCUGACGAUGCUCGAGCGAUUUCGGAAGCCGAUUACUGGUUCCGAUGGUAUUGUCAUCGACCAGAGGGAAGACAAAGAGACCGUCAAAGGGUUGGCGAGUCAGAGUCUCCCUGAGAUAUUGACGAGCAGUGGUGUUGUGCCAAAAGAAGACAGAGGCAGUGUGGAAACACCAGUUGAAAGUGCCGAACAGUUGGUUACCAGUGAAGAGGAUUUCUGCUACACGAAGUCAAUGCCAGAGGGUUUAAACAAGCAGCCUGCCUCUGACGUCAUCGAGGUCUCCCAGUCACCCCGUGGCUCCAUCAAUGCUCAAUCAGUUCCUGAUCUUCUUAUCCAUCCUGGCCAAGAGUCACCUCGCCAGACAUCCUCGCCAAAGAUGGAACCUCGACAACUUAAGCCCAGUAUUUCAUUGACCAGAGUAGUGUCUAUGAAGGCAUCGCUAAUGAAGAACGCUAUCAUUAGUGGCUGGAAACGAAAAGGUCGCCGUGGUAGUGGAAUCGCUGCCUUAGACCCAGAACUGUCCGAUAUUCACGGUUGUUUAUUCCGCAAGAAAGGUCUUCAUUGGAAACUGCGUUGGUGCGCCGUUAGCGCUGAGAUAUUUUACGUUUAUCGCGAUUCACAAUAUUCACAAGAAGAUUUCAGGUGUAAUCUGCGAAAGUGUGUUGCUGUAUCAACUUGCCUGGAGCCGGGCCGGUCGCACAGCUUUAAACUAGUACGACGCAAGGGAGACGAGAUCUUGCUUGCAGCCGAAGAUGGAAGUGAGUUAUGGAGAUGGUUGAGUGUCCUUCAGAGAGCGACAUCAAAAUCUCAUUCAUCUGAAGGUGAUGUCAGUCGUUCCUCUUCACUGACAGUCAGUUUAUUUGGCAGCGAUACAGUUGGCGAUAGUUCCGCUGCAGAAGAUACGCCUCCUGAGAAGAGAAACAGCAAUUACUGUGAAACGACGGACAAAGAUUCUUCAGACGAGCAAAGUACGACUAGCAGUAUAUCCACCAAGAUUAGAUCACGUGGUUUACCGGAGAGAGGUUAUGUUUAUUAUCUGGUGAAGCAGGACACGUGGGAACACUGUUGGAUGGAAGUUAGCUUCGGCGUUUUGAGUAUUUACAACAACGAAACCAGAGAAACAGCAUUACAGCGGGAUCACGUGGCCCUGUGUGAUGUACAACAGGACAGUGCUAACGGCCAGCGGGCGUAUUCAUUUGUACUUAAAAAGCCAGGUCGACAUCCGAUAUAUUUUGCUGUUGAUACUGAACGAGAUUUCUUGAAGUGGAAGGAAUGUUUUAAUUCGUGGAAGAAAAGACCAGUAGAAGAAAGAUCAAACCCCACAGAAGAAAUACCAGAACGGGCUUCUGUCAAGAGAAACUACCUUGAUAUUCCUAGAUCAUCGCCGGUCGGUGAAACGCCUGUUACUAGUGAUAGCGAUUGUUGUGGCGAGGGGACGGACUCAAAGGCUAACGAGCUGGCUGAAAGACCCAAAAUACGUAGGUCGAUGACCGAUGUCUUCUUGCAGAUCACCCCGAAGUUGAAAAGAACGAGUCAAUCGAGCGUCGGUGCCCAUGAAACCGACAAUUGUGUCAUCAAAAAUGGUAAAUCGUCGUUCCUGUACUACAAAGCGAGCAGUGGUCUUUGGGUCAAGUACUGGUGUGUUCUGGACUUAGCUGUGAUAUAUUGCUUCAAUUCCCCAGAGGAUAGCGUGGCGAGGUUCUCCGUGGAGAUACAUGGUUGCGAAAUAAGGCGCACCAGUUGCAAAUCAAAGAAUUUUACGUUCGACGUGUUCAACCGAAAUGCGGACAAGCAUUACGAGUUUGCAGGCGAAUCAACUUAUGUCAUGUAUGCGUGGAUGAGGGUACUGAAAAUUGCCGCUGGUUCAGAGGGAGGAAAAGGUAGUAACAGUAGUGGCGAGUCAUUCAGCGCAACCAAAUAUGAAGAACCAGUUGCUGGUAACGAGAAGACUGUCGAGAAUGUCUUGAGAACGAAAUAUUUGAAAACAAAGACAACGUUCAUGAUAUCGUCUCAAGCCCUCCGGAGAGCACCACCACCAGCCCGCGGACAUCUGUAAGCGUUCCUGCAUCGCCAAAGAAGAAAGGCAAAAUAACGGGCCUAGAUGAAGUACUCAAGUUACUACAUGAGAAACGCCUGGAACAGGAAUUGCUGACUAAGAAACAAACGAAAUCUGAAAGAGUCCGAAUGAGAUGGCAACACUCAAUGCUAGUCGUACUUCGGAAAACGCGCCACUCGCGCUCGCAAUCGAACUCUGACAUUAUGAAAUCUUCGGGUAGUUUCGGCUCGGACUCGGGAAAUGUCGCUACGAGUCCGGAAUUGGACGAAAAAGCUGCGAAAGAAAAAUACCGUGAAAUCUCCAGCAAAUACGACAGUAUCCUGGAAGAUGAACGACUUAAAAUGCUUCGUCGGGAGACUUUGCUCAAGAAAAGACGAAAUUCGCUAAUCUUACGUCAUGAUAUGCUGCAGAAGAAGUUGGGUAAAAUUCAAGAAGCUGGCAAAACGACGCUAAAAAAACGGCAGUCAAAGUCCGAUGCGAAAGAAAUGUCGGCGUCGUUUUCAAAAGGCGACAACGAAGAGGUGUUGAAGCAACUUGCGGAUAUCAAUGCAGAACUUGAUGGGAUAAAACAGGAUAUAGCGAGCAACCACGAGGAACAACGUAGGAUAGGCGAUGACCUUAAUGAACAAAAGCGUCAAGAGCUACGCGAAUUAAGAAUAAACGCAGACUUGAGUCCACAAACGUCCAAGGUGAAUUUACAUGAAAACAAAACUCUGCAUCGCAGACAAGUGUCCGACUCGUCUUUGAACGAUAGCUAUCGGAAAAUGACGGUGAACCUGGAUAAACUUAAACUGCCUUUAACACAUACGGUUUCGACGCCCUCCGGCGAUUUAAGAACAAAGGCAAAGUCAUUUUCGUCAGCGUCGGGCGUUCCGAAGACAAGGAGCAGUCCGCUUUUGAGAACUAAAACAUACGAUAGCACGGACGGUGUAAAAAGACCCAAAGCAAAGUCCCGCGCAAGUCAAGAAACACUUUCACUGGCUCUCUCGCAAAUUGAGGAUUUCGAGGCUUUUGUUCAGGAUUCAUAUCGAAACUGUGGCGCAGAUAUUGGUUGUUAAUAGAGCCUGGAAACAGAGACAUGAAAAAAAGUCAGGAAAUUCCACACAUAGUCGCCCAGUAAUGCUGCUAUCGUAACAAACUUUAUACCCAAAUUCGUGGCUUUGUCUUAUAUCAAGACGUGAAUAAUAUUUCCUGGGGAAAACGACGAGAGAUUUCAGGCAACACCAUUCUGACACGAUGAUAUGGAAAGCUCGUUUCAUUGAAAAAUGCAUGAAUGCCUGCUGUUUGUUACCUUUGCAAUCUUUGCAAAUUUAUUUGGUUUCAUGAUUUUGAGCACACGCAAACAUCCAUUUGGAAUAGCAGCGCUAUUUACAAGAAAUAGAGUUACGAUCGGUCAGAUUUUCCAUUGGAGUCAUAAUAUUUAAGACCAGUUUCUUGUUUAUAGUGCAAUUUUGGACAAGAAGUGCGUAGGUUCUUAAAUAAAUCGUUGUUCUAACUUAGCUUAUGUUUAUAAAGAGGUGUACUCUGACACUUUGUUUUUUUUACCAUCCCUUGAAUCUCUCCUGGUAAGUUCUGUUGACUCACCUCAUAACUCAAGUUUCCAAGUUUUUAAAUUGUACAUUUUACGGUUACAUAGACGAAGGUGUUCAGUUUUAAUCAGACCUUUUUGUCUGUUUUUAUAAGCUAACAUGUCUAUAAAAACAUUUCCCACGAAGAUACUAUACGCACAGCAUAUAAUUAUUCAUGCCUAUAUCCAUGUACAGUAUUACUAGAUAUACAAAUUUUUUAAAAAAAUUGAACUUUAAAGUUAAUCUUAAUUGCACCACAAUUUGCACAAUGAAUAUAUAUAUUAAA